AUGCCCUCCGCUACAUCGACAUCCUCGACUGGCGGGGCAAGCGAAGCCGAGAAGCAAUCGACGCUUCGCCAUACAAACCUGGAUUUGCACAAUGGGGACUUGGAGGAGCCGUCGGGGCGGCACUCCGACGAUUAUGGAAAUGCGAAGAUUGAUGCCAUUCAGCAAAGGAAUCCCGCGUUGAGGUUUCUUGCCAACCUUGAAAGUCGAAUUGACCGUUUCGCAAAAUUUGAGGCCAUGGGCGUCGAAAGAGUUCCUGAAGACCAGCGCAAGCCCCCGCAAAUACUCAAUAUGAUCUUCUUUUGGUUUUCUGUUUUAUUCAGCCCGACAAUGAUCCAGAUCGGUAUUUUAGGCCCAGUCUUUGGCUUGUCAGUCAAUACGGCCAUGGUUCUCACCAUAUUCGCAACCCUCACCGGCUCGACUGUACCGGCCUUUACCGCCACGUUAUCGCCAAUGACAGGACUGCGACAAGUAGCAGUAUCACGAUACUCGUUGGGCCUUUGGGGCUCCAAGAUUGCCGCAGUGUUAAACGUCGUUAUCAAUGUGGGCUACGCCACUAUUGCCGCGAUUCUUGGAGGCCAGCUGCUCCGUGCCGUUUCAGGAGGUGGUCUGGCAUUGGUUGUUGGUAUUGUCAUUAUUGUCGUCAUUGCAUUUGUAGUAUCCUUUUUCGGCUACGGAAUUAUCCACCACUACGAAAGAUAUGCCUGGUUCUUUGCAUUCAUCCUCAUUUGCGUUCUCUACGGACAGUCCGCCAAGUACUUCUCCCCGAACCCAGACGUCAGCUUGAUUUCCGGGAUUGACCUCAGUGGAGCAUGUUUGUCCUACUUUGCCAUUAUUUUUGGCGUGUGUGCCUCAUGGUGUCCCAUUGCCGGAGACUACUAUGUGCACUAUCCGGCCAAAACCAGCAAAUGGCUGGUAUUUGGUUUAACAUACAUUGGUUUGACUGUGCCUACAAUCUUUGUCGGAAUCUUAGGGAAUCUUUUUGGAGGAAUUAUUCUCACGAACAAGGCUCUAUCCAACAUCCACGACAGCGGCGGUACUGGGGGCCUGAUUCUUGCUGUUAUGUCGCCUCCAGAUGCAUGGGGCAAGUUUGCCUGCGUCUUCUUUGCUCUAUCAUUCCUCGGGGAUACAAUUGCCAAUAUCUACUCAAGCGCCUUGUGCAUGCAACUUCUCGGCAAGCAUUUCGUUGCUGUUCCUCGGUUCAUUUGGUGCACCUUUCUGUGCCUAGUCACCUUUGCACUGGCAUACGGCGGGCGCAAUGUGCUAGAGCAAAUCAUCAACAACCUUCUUUCGAUCCUUGGAUACUGGACACUGGCAUUUGCUGUGAUUCUCUUCAUUGAACAUUUCUAUUUCCGACCACAGAUUGGAGGCUACGACUUGACCGCUUGGCAAGACCCGCAACGUCUACCACUGGGCUUGGCUGGGACCGGAUCCCUACUAAUUGGCAUUGGGUUUUCUUUCCUAGGCAUGUGCCAAACCUGGUAUGUUGCUCCCAUUGCCAAGAUGAUUGGCAAGUUCGGGGGAGACGUGGGCGACGAGCUCACUCUGAUCUCAGUGAUGAUUGCGUAUCCAAUCUUGAGAACGGUCGAGCUGAAAUGGGUUGGACGAUAG
Pochonia chlamydosporia 170 is the source of this 1608-nucleotide messenger RNA. Its product is annotated as nucleoside transporter. The transcript is spliced from 4 exons. Gene Ontology annotation, cellular component: fungal-type vacuole membrane; plasma membrane. NCBI's taxonomy places the organism in Eukaryota, Fungi, Ascomycota, Sordariomycetes, Hypocreales, Clavicipitaceae. Bases 1 to 1608 code for a protein of 535 amino acids. Gene Ontology annotation, biological process: transmembrane transport. Gene Ontology annotation, molecular function: transmembrane transporter activity. The record is from RefSeq and is a predicted model, not a curated record.